AUGCACAACUACCCUCCACGCAAUAGCCAAUCAUUAAAACUGAACAACUGGAUGACACUCAACAGGAAGGUUCUCAAGAAGCUCAAGCUGAAUUUGUGCUGCAACACUAUGGAGCAACUCGCUAACAACACUCCUGGCGUUAUUGAGAGGGUACUCCUAAUGGUGCGUGACAAGAUAAGAUGCGACGAGGAUGCAAACAGGAGUAUGAAGGAAAACGAGCAGAAUUUAUCUAGCGGAGGCAGUUACUAUGAGGCAUGUGGGGAUGAUGGCCAUCACGUGGCGAUAAACUUACCUGAUAUAAAAUUUUAUGAUAUAGAGCAUGUACUGGUUGUACCACUAAAGACCAGAGUAAAUGGAGUUUUUGAGACUGUACAGCAGAAAGUCGUCAGCCAUAAUUCUUAUCUGACGUUAAAGGAAGAGCUCAAGGAUGCGAAGGAGGUCGUCGAUGUUCUCAAGCAAAAGGUGGAUCAUCUUGAUAGUUUGUUGAAACUAAAAGAUGAAAGAAUAGAAGAAUUACAGAAGCAAUUGGAGAGGAAACAAACAAGACGUAAAGAAGUAGAAGCAUUGCAAAACAGUUUAUCAGUACCUUUUGAUACUUCUUUACCACCAUCUCCAAAAGAGAAGGACGAAGUUCUCAUACUCCCCGUUAAGAUUGCAUCAACCAAAGUUUUAGAUGUUUCUAAAAUUCCUAGACUUGAGGAAUCAAAAAUACCCAGGUUAGAAUUGGUCAAAUCAGUUUCAAAACCUAUAAUUGAUAUGAAUAAAGGUGAAUUCGUUGAUGAACCAAAUUGGCGAAUUGACAAAAUAAAAAUAGACGACUGUAAAGAAAUAGAAAUUAUUGAAAUGAAAGGCAAGAAUUUUCAAGAUUUGGAAGAAUUUGAAGACAGUUUAGGAGAUGUUGGAGAUGAGAUAAUAAGUGCGGAGUCUAUGAAUAAUCAAGAUGUUGUUAAUAAUUGUAUAGAAAAUGCACCCGAAGUUAAUAAUUUAAAUUAG
Messenger RNA from Parnassius apollo (apollo), 993 nucleotides. Lineage: Eukaryota; Metazoa; Arthropoda; Insecta; Lepidoptera; Papilionidae. The record is from the annotation of a GenBank genome assembly.